UCCGGUGACGUCACUAACGUAUAGUUAGCAAGAACGCUAACAAGCUACAGACACUGACAACUUCUAAUGGAUGCUGGGUUUUAUUAGGACUUCAGACAGCUUCGAGCGUGUUUAGUAAGUCUAAUGAGAGGAGGAGCACCUGAGGGGAAGGAGAGACGAUUUGAAAAUGCAUCCCUGCCCUGUUUGUCCAAAAUCUUUCCCAUCACCAUAUAAACUUCAGAGACAUUAUCUCAUCCAUACUGGCCAGAAGCCCUUCAUCUGCACAAUCUGUGGAACAUGUUUCACCCAGUCGGGUCAUUUAAAAACACACUUACAGAAAGUCCACCAUCCAAGGCUUCCAACAGACUGUCUACAGGAUAUCACCGUAACUCGUAACCAACAAGCAAAUAAUCAUAAACCAGCUGCAGGGAUUAACGCGGAUGGCAGUUACGAUUGCAAUGCAAUGCCUUCGACUGUGUCGUCUUCUGUGGCCUACCAGCUAGAGUGGAAAAGGGAAAAUGUGUCUCACAAAACUGUGCAUUCACCAAAAAAUAUGCCACGUGAAAGUGAUGCCUCGGUGACUCGGAGCAGUGUCUCAGAUGUUAUGGAUCCAAUAACUCAGGAGCAAGUUGAUUGUGCUAAUGAAGACUUAUCUGUGAUCAAUGCUCACAAUGGAUACACCUGCAAGUUCAGCUUGAAGUCAUUGACUUCGUCUCCUCACCUCACCUCUCCAACUCAUAACAAACCAACACAGCUUGAGAGGAGCAGAGAGUCAGGCCAGGCCUACUCAAAAGGGCACCUGCAGUCGCAAGAAUCGAGCUCCAGCGGAUGCAAAAUGACUUUCAAUCACCGGUGUCCUAUAUGUCUCAAAACCUUCUCCUCACCAUCAAAAUUACAACGGCAUUCCCUUAUUCAUACGGGGCAGAAGCCCUACUCAUGUGUGUUCUGCCGGAAAGCCUUCAGACAGAAGGGCCACUUGAAAUCCCAUUUAACUUCAGCAAAUACAUGUUCACUCUCUGUCCGUACGGAAAGGGAAAAGCAUCAGUUUUGCAAGAGCAGACAAACCUCCGGUAUGCCGCUUCGGUCGUCCGUUCAGCAGCGUCCUGCCAGCCAACGCACUCAUGGGAAUUCCUCAGUGGAGCUACAGUGUCAAAUAAGUUUAAAUGCUGUGCAGGACCUGGUCGAGACAGAAAUCAAGUCAGAAGCAGCCGUGAUACCAGAACAAUCAUUCACAACAAGCAGUCAGUGUCGGCGUAUUUGUCAUAAGUCAGGUGGACAAGAGCAGGGACACUUUACACAUAAAUCCAUGAAGCCAUUCCAGUGCAUGAUUAGCAACAGGUCCUUGAAGUUGGAAGGUAAUUUAGUACGUCGUCAUGAAAUGCAUCGGAACCUAAAAGAAUUGGGAACUCCUACCACAGUGCAAAGCAGCAAUAACUUGAACAUUUCUGAUUCUGAGGAAAUAAGACGUCUGCCUGAACCCAAUGUUGCAGAUCCCAUUGACCUGAACGUCAUUGUUAAGCCAGAAACAUGGAGCGUAAAUUGCAGUGAUUACGAUGACUCUCUCCCUCAGGAUUGUGAGAUGGUCACAUCCGCAGAACAGCAGAGGGAAACCUGCAAAGCCACCAGUGAGCAGCAGAGAACACAUCAGUGCCGUGCAUGUUUGAAAUGUUUUCCAUCUGUAUCAAAACUCCAAAGGCACACAUUGACUCACACUGGACAAAGGCCCUUUGGCUGUGAGAUAUGUGGAAAGAGAUUUCGUCAGAAAACACACUUGAGGGUCCAUUGUCGCACACACCUGUGGUCUAAAUAUCACAGACAACGAUCAUUGUAUAUCAAUCGGCCACCUUCUUGCAGAGGUGGGUUUGACAGAAGGACUGCAGCAGACGUCCCGGUCCAGGAAAUGGUACUACACAAGGAUUUUGAGACGCACGCCGGCAGCGAUCUAGUCUCUUUGAAACAUCUGGAUCAGACCCCCUGCGUGGUGAUUUUUCCGAGUUACAACAGGGAAUCGGAUAAGUUGUCGCCACAUAUCUCAAAGCAUAUGGAGGUUGCGCGAACAGUUUCUACAGUGACUGUGAAAAGGACACCGAUCCCUAAUUCAAUGCAAAAUCCAGUCAUCGUACAACACAAGUGCUUCUGCUGUUUAAAGUGUUUUCCAAGCGCCUCCAAAUUACAGAGGCACGAGAUGGUACACACCGGCUUGAAGCCAUUUCCGUGUGUUUUAUGUGGGAAAGCGUUUAGGCAAGCUACACAUCUGAAAAGCCACGAAAGAACUCACUGUGAGAGGAAACCAUCCACGCCAGUCCAUCAACAGGAGAACAUUAGAAAACUGAAAGCAGAUCGUCAACGGCAGCCCAGGAUCAGUGUUGGGAUCCCUCAGCAGAAUAUAUCUGUGAACAAAGGCAGUACACUUUCAAGGUCUGAUGGUGCAGAAGGUAAUGAAGUGAGUGCAGUGCUGUGCACCAGGCAUGCAUUACCCAUCACAAAAGGGAGCAAUCUCAUUAAGACAAAGUUUAGAAGUAACGUAACUUGUAAGAAAAGGAAACUUCACACGUGUCGAAUAUGCUUUCAGAACUUUGCGUUUCCAUACAAGCUCUCGAGGCACUUGGCCACUCACUCUGGGAUGAGGCCAUACAAAUGCACCUCGUGCAGCAAAACCUUUACACAGCGUGGCCAUCUAAAAGUUCACGAGCACAGAUGCAGACAGGUUAACAGGGCCUCGCAUUAUGUUCAAGGAGAAAUGAUUAAUACCAACCAUCUCCAGGAGAAAUGCCUUGAUGACCUGAGUGGUCGGACAGAUUGUCAUGCGGAUGCAACAAGAGAGCAGGUAGAGUCACAAUAUGCACGUGUUGGUCACUCGUGUAUUGAUAGAGGUUCAUCUUAUUUCUCUGAGGCAAUACACACUGAAUGGUUGUCAGAAGUCGGCUUACAAGGGGAGAAUGAUGAAUUGGAGAAAGAGAUCAGAGAUGAUUGUUAUCAGGCUACAUGCGACUAUGAUCAGGCUACAGACCGUUAUAGUUAUUCCUUUCCCUCUGAACUUUCCUUUGAAAUAGACAAGCUUGUCCAAAAUCAAAACAUGGCAGCGCCACUUUUCUCACAGUAUGAGAGCAAUGCACAUAAUGUAGAAGCACCAUGUCAGCCUAAAGGCGUUACGGCUGUUUCAGCUAGCAACGAGCUGCUCGGUGAUGAACCGGUCACUCCUUUGGUUGACAAUAAAAUGCCAGAUAAUUACUGGUGUGAACCACUGAAUGUGUUUGAAUGUCACAUGUGCUCUGCAGUUCUUCGGAGCGAAAACGAUCUCGAGCAACAUAUUUGUUCAACUGACGUUCAACCGAAAAUGACAGUGUCAGCUAGGAAGAAUCGUUGUGACAUCUGCUUUAAAGAUUUUCUUUCUCCCUCUAAACUUAAAAGGCAUUAUCUUAUCCACACAGGUCUGAGGCCGUUUCGGUGUGACAUUUGUGGCAAAACAUUCACACAGUCGUCCCACGUCAGAACCCAUCGACUGACUCAUUGAAGUUAAUCAAUAUUACAGUGUAAUAUGUGUUUUGUGUGUAAACUUGUAGUUAUUAAUAUGAUGAUUUGAGUUCCCUGUAUGUAUGUAUGUAAAAUAGGUAAUAGAUGUCUAAAAAUACAGACGUAUAUAUUUUUGUAUUUCAUUAAUUAAACAUGUUUUAUAUCCUA
Cyclopterus lumpus (lumpfish) is the source of this 3660-nucleotide messenger RNA. RefSeq names its product zinc finger protein 850-like. The transcript is spliced from 2 exons. The coding region runs from base 167 to 3493 and encodes 1108 amino acids. NCBI's taxonomy places the organism in Eukaryota, Metazoa, Chordata, Actinopteri, Perciformes, Cyclopteridae. The record is from RefSeq and is a predicted model, not a curated record.